This is a messenger RNA of Coregonus clupeaformis (lake whitefish), 1932 nucleotides long. RefSeq lists its product as uncharacterized. The transcript has 11 exons. The coding region runs from base 229 to 1365 and encodes 378 amino acids. Gene Ontology annotation, biological process: protein import into mitochondrial matrix. The record is from RefSeq and is a predicted model, not a curated record. NCBI's taxonomy places the organism in Eukaryota, Metazoa, Chordata, Actinopteri, Salmoniformes, Salmonidae. Gene Ontology annotation, cellular component: mitochondrial outer membrane translocase complex; mitochondrial outer membrane. Gene Ontology annotation, molecular function: transmembrane protein transporter activity.
UAGAGUGAGAGAGGAAAUGGAUACAUUUACAUGAACACCCAGUCAGUGCUCAGAAAAAUACUAUUUGAUGGAUACAAUAACAAGACCGCCCAAACAACCCCAUUACCACUGUUUAAAACACAAAUCUGAGCGUUUCGGGAUGUAAAUAAAAACGAAAAAACAUGUCGGUACCAAACUACUUGUUCCGUGUUUUUAGAGGGAAGUACGUGGCUGCGGACAUUCGGGGGAAUGAAGUUGCGGUUGCACAUUUGUUGGAGGUGGUCCUCAGCUCUCAGCAUCUCCAUCCUCCCAGAAAACCUUCAUCUGUUUCGGCUCCUUUUGAUUCUCUCUCUCCGUUCCUCCGGCUCGUCGCAUCGGACGUGUGGAGCCCUCAUGGGCAGUGUUCUGGCCUUGGCUGGUGCGGGCCGUCAGAACUGGCCUUUCUCCUCGGACACACCCCCUCCCCAGUGGGACACACCCCUUCCUCACUGGGAUACGCCCCCUCGCUGGGAGAGGAGGGACGGACGUCUUCCCAACCCCGGGAGCUUCCACGCCCUGCAUCGCUCGUGCAAGGAUGUGUUCCCACAGCAGAUUGAGGGAGUAAAGAUGAUUGUCAACAAAACCCUCAGCAGCUUCUUCAAAGCCAGCCAUACCUUCCACCUCAGUUCAGUGUGUCCGUCUCAGUACCGCUUCCAUGUGGAGCACCGGCAAUCUGACAGCCACGGCAAAGAUACGGACUCCCCCGUGCUGAUCGGUGAGAUGGACUCCUCCGGCAGUCUGAAUGCUCAUUCGCUGCUGCAUCUUAGCGAACGAAUCAGGGCCAAGGCUGUGUUUCAGUCCCAGCAGGCUCAGUUCAUGACGUGGCAGUUUGAGACGGAGUACAGAGGAAGUGACUUCACAGCUGCUGUUACCAUGGCGAACCCUGAUGUCCUGCGGGAGUCAGUGAUCCUGGUAGCCCACUUUCUCCAGAGUGUGUGUUCAGGGCUGGUGUUGGGAGGAGAGCUGGUCUACCACAGAGGAAGACAUGAAGAGGGAGGGAUUCUCACCCUGGCAGGACAGUACUCAGGUCCUAACUGGGUGGCGACGCUGAAUGCUGGGAAAGGAGGAGCUCAUGCCAGCUACUACCAUAGAGCUAACAAACAGAUCCAGGUGGGGGUAGAGUUUGAGGCCAGUACGAGGACCCAGGAGACGACGGCCUCCUUCGGGUACCAGAUGGAACUACCAGAGGCUAACAUGGUGUUCAGAGGUAUGGUUAACAGUAGGUGUAUUAUUGGAGGGGUACUGGAGAAGAGUCUGUCUCCUCUCCCCGCUACACUACUGAUGGGAGCCUUCGUUAAUCACCGUGGUGACAAACUGCAGGUGGGGCUGGGAGUCAAUGUGGGCUAGACUACAAAACCCACAACCCUCACAUGCCCCUCCCCCAGCCCUGUGGCCUCGUGGGAAACGGCGUUCCUGUUUUUGGAGGAAGAAAAUGGUGCAGCAAAAACUUCUCCUCUAGCGACCACAUGGCAACUGUUACAUCACUUCCUGUUGAAAAACCUGAACUGGACGGACUCACGAGAUGUCAGCUCCCCCCAUAGAGAGAGAUAGAGGACUCAUCUUUGUAUCUGUGACAUUAUAUCGUCUGGCACAGCAUGGGCAUUUUGAAGUAGUACAUUCUCUUCUUAAAACGAUUGACUGAUCCCUCCUGAUGACCCGGUUAAACAUGACUCCAACAGGUUCAUCAGGAGGGAUCAGCCAAUAAAGUUGGAAGUCCCACCCAGUUGACUACAUUGAAAUGGUUGAAUCCAUCAAUGGCGCUGGCCAUGGUAAUACAGCCUUUUGGCCACUAGAGAUCUCUAUCAUUCUCUAUGACUCCCCCACACCUCACAUCCCCCAUAAUGCAGCUCAUCUUCAGUGGAGGCUGCUGAGGGGAGGACGGCUCAUAAUAAUGGCUGGAACGGAGCAAAUGGA